AUAAAUGGGUCACUCCAUCACUUACUUUCUCACCAGGAAAGCAAAACACCCUUAAGCAAAGAAAACCAACUUGGUCUCCUAGAAUAAAGAAAACUCCAACGGAAAGAAGAAUGGGUUCAGACAGUACUCCUCAACUUCCAGUCAUCCAUCUCUCGGACCAAACCCUAAAACCAGGAAGUGAGAAGUGGGUUGAAGUGAGGAGUGAUGUCCGUAAAGCUCUUGAAGACUACGGCGCGUUCGAGGUGUCAUAUGAUAGAGUGUCAGAGGAGCUUAAGGAAUCGGUUUUGGAAGCCAUGAAAGAGCUUUUCCAGCUACCUGUUGAGGCCAAAAGAAGAAACGUGUCUCCCAAACCCUACACUGGAUAUAUGACUCAUAAUGGUAUUUCCGAGAGUCUGGGGAUCCAGGAUGCCAAUGUUUUGGAGAAAGUUAACGAAUUUACUCAACUGCUACGCCCUGAUUGUGAGGGUAACAAGAGUACCAGCGAAAGGAUACAUAAGUUUUCAGAGAAGAUGGCAGAAUUGGAUGUAAUGGUGAGAAGAAUGGUAUUUGAGAGCUUUGGGAUAGAGGAUUACUUUGAUGAGAACCUCAAGUCAAUGAAUUACCGUCUACGACUGAUGAAGUAUUCAGCACCACGUGAUGUUGAUACUAAUGUUGCGGCAGGUGCUAAUGAUGCUGGUGAUGGUGCUAAUACGAAUAACAAUGGUAAUACUGGUGCGGAUGUUGGUGCUGGCGAUUCAGCCAGUACUGGUGACAAUGACAAGGUUGUUGCUAGUGAUGAUGCUAAUGCUGGUGCUGAUACUAAUGAUAUUGUUGUUGGUAUUGCUAACGUUCAUAUUGAUGAUGAUGCUAAUGAUGUUGCUAAAGCUAAUGGCGACGUUGGUGCUGGUGUUGAUGCUAAUACUAAUGAUUGUGCUAGUGUUAAGUCUAGCGCCGACGUUGAUAAUGUUAAUGCUAAUGUCAGUGUUGGUACUAAUGGUGAUACUAAUGCUAAUGUUGGCGCUGAUAUUGAGGAGAAGAAAUUAGGCUUACCUUCUCAUACUGAUAAAAACCUUUUGACAGUACUUUAUCAAUAUGAGAUUGAAGGUUUGGAGGUGUUAACCAAAGAUGAAAAGUGGAUCAGAGUGAAGCCAUCUCAUAACACUUUCGUUGUUAUCGCUGGAGAUUCUCUACAUGCACUUAUGAAUGGUAGACUAUUUCUCCCGUUUCAUCGAGUAAGAGUGACGGAGAAAAAGAAGACAAGAUAUUCAAUAGGAUUGUUCUCGACUCCAAAUAGAGAUUACAUCAUAGAACCACCAAAGGAACUUGUGGACGAGCAGCAUCCACGUGUAUUCAAACCAUUAACUUACGUUGACUUGAUGAGCUUCUAUCACACUGAGGUUGGCCGUAGAGCUCGAUCUACUCUGCAUGCUUAUUGUGCCGUCUCCGGAGCUUAAAUGUGUGCGCAUAAUUAUGGGAGUUUAUACAAAUGCUUUGGUAGUUUCAAGAUUCAACUAAUAAAAAACCUCUAUAGUACUAAAUAAAAGGUUUGAUUAGUUGAGUUCUAUUGGUGAAGUAUUGACUAUGCGUACGUUUCUCUAUUGUUGGAAAUAAAUUAAGCACAUGUACACACGCACAUGUACAAUAAUUUGAUAUGAUUGUUGAGUUUAUUGAUGUGGCACCACUCCAUAACUAGGUGCUAUGUAACUUUCAUGUAGAUUUGUAUGCUCAUUUUAUUAUAAGAGUUUAUGAAGUUUUUAAAUAUAA
Molecule: messenger RNA, 1743 nt
Organism: Brassica napus (rape)
Lineage: Eukaryota; Viridiplantae; Streptophyta; Magnoliopsida; Brassicales; Brassicaceae
Product: probable 2-oxoglutarate-dependent dioxygenase AOP1
Exons: 4
Coding region: 111-1433 (440 amino acids)
Molecular function (GO): dioxygenase activity
Source: RefSeq, a predicted model, not a curated record